UUCAAUAGAUUGAAUGAAAAAACCAAUGAAACGUGAAAGUCCAAAGGCAGGCAUGGCAGCAAAUCCCAAGCCUCCUCUUCUUUUCCUUCAUGUUGUCUUGCUCUCCAUACUUUUAUUGCAAAUCACAGCAUCACCAGAAGCACAAGCAGAAGCUCUUGUCAAAUGGAAAAACACCCUCGCCGCUCUUCCCCCUAGUUCUCCUCUCACUUCAUGGUCUAUUGCCAACCUCAACAACCUUUGUAACUGGACAAGCAUUGUCUGCGACUCAACCGGAACAGUCUCCGAGAUAACCGUCUCAGGUGCAAAUCUCAGUGGAACACUAGCCCACUUCAACUUCACUCCAUUCCUUAACCUCACCCGCUUCGACCUCAGCCACAACUAUCUCACCGGGCCAAUACCGUCGGAGAUAGGCCGGCUAACGGAACUGCAGUACUUGAGUCUUCCCUUCAACUAUCUCAAUGGGAAAAUCCCAUAUCAGAUUACCAAUCUUCAAAAGGUACACUACUUAGACCUUGGAUCAAACCGCUUACUAAAUCUUGACUGGUCGAAGUUUUUGGCCAUGCCUUUGUUGACCCACCUUUCCUUUUAUGACAAUUAUGGACUCACUUCAGGGUUCCAGGGUUUAUACUUUAUUGUCACAACUUGA
Molecule: messenger RNA, 646 nt
Organism: Corylus avellana
Lineage: Eukaryota; Viridiplantae; Streptophyta; Magnoliopsida; Fagales; Betulaceae
Source: RefSeq, a predicted model, not a curated record